Plasmodium vivax (malaria parasite P. vivax) is the source of this 714-nucleotide messenger RNA. RefSeq lists its product as hypothetical. The transcript has 7 exons. The record is from RefSeq and is a predicted model, not a curated record. Lineage: Eukaryota; Apicomplexa; Aconoidasida; Haemosporida; Plasmodiidae. Bases 1 to 714 code for a protein of 237 amino acids.
AUGAAAAGGCAGUUGUGCUUCUCCUGCACGGACUUCUACGGCCACGGAAAUAGCGUCCUUUCGCAGAACCUGAACAAAUUUACGGAGCGAUUAUACACAGAACAAAUUUAUGACGUUUUAAGGAAUAAACAUAUUUUAGAUGCAACCUUCAUUAUUGUCGCCUUUUCCAUGGGGUGUAUCAUAGCUACACACCUAUCUGCUGAGAAUAAAAUACACAUAAAGAAACUCUGCUUAAUCAGUGCAGCUGGGCUGGCCAAGCCGCGGCACCGAUUCUUAAUCUUCCUGCUAAAGCACAACAUACGCAUUUGCCUGAGACUGGCGAAGAAGUACAGCCAUUCGAUGAUCUCCGAGGACACGGUAAAGAAUGAAUAUUACAACUUCGAAAAUAACGUAGAAGAUGCGAUGAAGCGGUACUCAGUACUCCGAGAAAAUCAUGAAAAAUUCAUUGAGACAUUUCUAAAGGUACUGACGGGAAUAAAAAUCCAAGAUUCGAAGAAGCACUACGCUGCUUUGUUAAAAACUAACGUGGACAUCCUUUUCAUCUACGGAAAGGAAGAUAAACUGACUCCCUACUCUUACACCGUAAAAUUUUUGGAAAAAAAAAAGAAAUAUGUGCAGAAUGUGAAGAUGAUUAUUUUACCCGAAUGUUGUCACCUCGUUAUACAUGAGAAGUACGGCGAGUUGGUUCAGCACCUGCUCUACUUUUUGCAGUGA